Messenger RNA from Somion occarium, 900 nucleotides. NCBI's taxonomy places the organism in Eukaryota, Fungi, Basidiomycota, Agaricomycetes, Polyporales, Cerrenaceae. The record is from the annotation of a GenBank genome assembly.
GAACAGAGUCAUUUCCGCUUGCAGUUGGCUGCUGAAUUUCGCUGCCUUAACUGUAAACUUCCCUUAGAGUCCAGACACAGUUAGUUAUUGACAGACAACAGCUAGUUAUCCGUUAAGUGGUCUCGUAUUAACGAGUUCACGUUGUACGCUGACAGCCACUAUGUCUCGUCGGCACGAAUCUCUUCCUUUUCCUGAGAAAGGUGCGCCAAGCAGAGCAGCGUCGUUGACCUUCAAAGCGCAUGGCGACAACAGUCAGUUCAGCGUUCAAGUUUUUGGAGCACUUAGAGGAGCACUGUUUGCCACAGUCGGAUCCGUACCUUCUCCAAAGUACCACAGUAUCGGAUUGAAGUUUCCUCUCUCUUUCGCGUUAAGUACUCCCUACGCCGUUUACCUCUUCUUACAUCAUGGUGUCUGCUUUCUGUCCGGACAGCGAUAUUGGUAUAACAAGAAACCAGGGAAGUUUAUAUUCCCCCUCUUUCCCCGAUUCGUCCUCGCUCAUUCAUACUCCAAGUCCUGUAACUUGGGUAGCCCGCCGGCGGGUUCGCAUUGCGGCAACAUUUAUGGCGAAAUUGUUUCUAACAAAUGUGGAACUAACUCUUCCAACAAUGAGGACGAUGGUGGACCGUGUGGAGGAGGUUAUAAGGGAGGAGCAUCCGUGACCUGUACUGGAAAUCAGAUGCCUAUUGCAGCGUCCACGCCUGAUGAAAAACGCUGGGCUUGCCGACCGGGCGAUGGAGAUUGAACGAGCGCACUAUUUGGUUUUGGCUCCGUUUUCGCCUGUUGUUCGCCUGUAGUCUGAAGUUCGGUGGAGAAUAUCGUAGUUCAGUCUACGAACCUCUCACAUUUUUCGCGCCGUGUAUCGUACCAUGGACUUGCGAAUAAGGUUCUUUGUACUACAGU